This is a messenger RNA of Dendroctonus ponderosae (mountain pine beetle), 1593 nucleotides long. It is a transcript of the gene Rcd5, whose product is annotated as microspherule protein 1. Lineage: Eukaryota; Metazoa; Arthropoda; Insecta; Coleoptera; Curculionidae. The record is from RefSeq and is a predicted model, not a curated record. Gene Ontology annotation, cellular component: MLL1 complex; NSL complex; Ino80 complex. Gene Ontology annotation, molecular function: protein binding; G-quadruplex RNA binding. Gene Ontology annotation, biological process: positive regulation of transcription by RNA polymerase II. The transcript has 7 exons. Bases 126 to 1520 code for a protein of 464 amino acids.
GACCACACUAAUCAAACGUGAAUCAAACCUAUUAUAAUCAAACAUUCCAUGAUUUCCUUUGUCUUUUUGUUUACGUACGAGUUGGUUGGCAAUCGGUUUUCUAACAAUUAAAACACCUUGCAGUGAUGGAAAGUCUAAAUGAAAGCGACUUAAUCCAGGUGGGAAAUGAAUACACCCCUUUGGGCCACCAUAUGUCACUAAGCGAAACUGCUGAAGCGAAUGCGAGACGUCGAAGUUCCAACCGAUUUAUAAAACGUAGAAAAUUUGACGACGAACUGGUCGAAUAUAGUCUAGGAAUGCCAGGAGUAUCAACCGUGAAGAGUGGCCGCGCCAGAACGCAAACUUAUCAUCCCGAUUUUACACCAGUGGGCUUGCCUUCGACGCCUGUUACUCAAAUGACCCCAAUUGCCCAACAUUUGGUGGACAGUAAGAAAAGGUCCAUUUCAAGACCCAUUCCCAGCACUUCCAAGGGCAAGAAGAAGAGUGCCCCAAAGAGUCAUCUUACUACUAAAGAUCUGGGCCGCUGGAAACCUAUUGAUGAUUUGGCCCUCAUUAUUGGAGUUCAACAGACUAAUGAUCUGAAAACAGUGCAUUUGGGUACAAAGUUUUCGUGCAAAUUCACAUUGCAAGAGUUACAAUCUCGCUGGUACGCGUUACUGUACGAUCAAGCUGUUUCCAGAGUGGCUGUAUCCGCUAUGAGAAAUUUGCAUCCGGAUAUGGUUGCCUCUGUGCAGGACAAGGCGCUUUGGAGCAAAGAGGAGGAGGCGAUUUUGGGUACAAUUAAAGCGAGCACUAAUGCAACUAUAGAAACGUUUGGAGAUCUCUUGUCCAAGCAUGCUGACGUCUUCUACAACGGCAGAACGGCAAAUACACUGUUUCGGCACUGGCAAAGCUUGCGCAUGUAUCAUCUACUGCCAGAUCAAACUGUGGGGCAGAUGCCCCACAAUGGCAAGCCAAUUUUGACUUUUAAUGAUGCCGAGGAAUUAAUUCAGGAUUCCGAUCUGCUCGAUCCACCAGAUGAAACUCUGGAUCGCGAACUGAAGCUGCAGCAGCGUAGGAACAUUAAAGAAAUACGACAAGUAGAAAACGAGCUGGGAAGAUGGAAGGUGCUGAUUGAUAGUAUUUCGCCUGACAUGUCUGGUGGUGAACUAGAAGGGCAGACUUUGGCAGUACUUAGAGGGCGAAUGGUCCGAUACUUGAUGAGAUCAAGGGAGAUCAGUAUUGGAAGGUCUGGCAAGGGGUAUAGUGUUGAUAUAGACUUGUCUCUUGAAGGGCCGGCGCAUAAGAUCUCGCGCAAACAAGCUACCUUAAGACUAAGAAACACUGGGGAGUUUUAUUUGUCGUCCGAAGGCAAAAGACCGAUUUUUGUGGAUGGCAAACCGAUUUCAGCUGGAACCAAAGUCAGACUAUAUGAUAGCGCGGUAGUGGAAAUAGCCUGUCUGAGAUUUAUUUUCACGGUUAAUCAUGAUCUAAUUAGGGCGAUUCACAAUGAAAGUGUGAGAUAUAAUUUACCCCCUUAAUAUAUUUUAUGCUUAUGUUGUUAAUUGACGUUGAACUCUUACUUUGAUUGUAUUCAAUAAAUAUUCAAAAGUA